GAGAGAGAGAGAGAAAAGAGAGAGAGGGAGCAGAGUCAAUUCGCUGAGCCACUCACGGCACAGUGCACCGGGCUGACAGUCUGACGAAUAAAGAGCAAGAAAGAAGGAUACAGGAACCCGUCACAUCUCAGCUCAAAAGCCCAGUGUUCCAGGAGCGCAGGAGGAGGAGGAACACUGAAGGGAACCCUCUUGUCACAAGAGCACCCCUCAACUUGCAGUCUUAACCUCCAGUUCUCCAGGAAGGAGAAUUAUCAGUGGACUUCUAAGUACCCAUCCAAAAGGUUUUCCUGUUUUUUUUUCUUUCUUUCCCCCGGCCAUCUGUGAGUUGGCCGCAGAAGUAGCUCCAUGGACCCCCUGCUCCCUGCAGAGAUGGACAGAGAGGCAGCGAAGGACAGCAGGAGGAUCCAGUUCUCCGUACCGUCUGCCGUACCGACCCAGCUGGACCCGCAGCAGGUGGAGAUGAUUCGACGGAGGAGACCAACCCCUGCUACGUUGUUCAGACUGACAGACCAUGCAUCUCCUGAAGAUGAUAAUCCCACACACCAGUGGGAACAUGGUGUCCUCAAAACAAAGAGAGUCAAUGCCACAGUGUAUCAACCACCAUCACUCAAAGCUGUACAGAGGAUGACCCAGGCCCAUAUGGAGACUCUGGGGUCGGUAGACAGAGAGGACCCCUCCUCUGAAGACGAGGACAGUGAGGAGAAUCAGGAGUUGUUCCCAAGCACAGACACAGAAUCCCAGACAGAUACGGAGUCUGUGGAGAACCAAUCAACAAGGCUCUUGGGAUCAGAAGUCAAUUCCGAGAGAAGAUCCCAUCCUGUCAACCCCCGGAGAGACCAUCAUGGAGAUGAGGAGGAAGAGGAGGAGGAUGAUGGAGGGGAGGGGAAGGGAGAAUGACAGAGCGAUGUGUGCUGUGAGAACAGGGAAUGGUUAAGGUUGAUUCAAGUAUUUUUUAUUGUUACUAACCAAUUUAAAGUAAGAUGAGAGAUGUAUGUUCGUGUGUGCUGGUACGUGUGUGCGUGUGUAACAAAAUACAGGGAAUUUCAUCAGAGAGAUAACUCUAGAAGGUCAGUGUAUAAGCAUGUGUGGAUCCAUCUUGGCCCAGGCUGCUGCAUCAUGGGAUAUAAUGUCCAGCAGGCCAAAUUGGCCACUUUGUUGCAACACUGAUUAUUGUGUCAAAGGUUUGUGAGCCUGUCUUGGUAUGAAGAAUCUGUUUUGAAGUAUUGAUGAAGGUGACUGAGGACACCAUGCAUGCCCUGUGUGCUGUCAGCAUGUAGCAGAAUGUGCAUGGGUCUAUAUGAGUGAUCAUUUUGUCAAAUCAUUUAUAAAAAAAAAGUAGAUACUUCUUGUGUUCAUUGCUAAUAAAAUUACUAUAUUAUUC
Molecule: messenger RNA, 1381 nt
Organism: Hypomesus transpacificus
Lineage: Eukaryota; Metazoa; Chordata; Actinopteri; Osmeriformes; Osmeridae
Product: protein phosphatase 1 regulatory subunit 1B-like
Exons: 5
Coding region: 346-897 (183 amino acids)
Biological process (GO): intracellular signal transduction
Cellular component (GO): cytoplasm
Molecular function (GO): protein phosphatase inhibitor activity
Source: RefSeq, a predicted model, not a curated record